GCUUCAACUGCUCAAGGCAAAGUGUGCAUCUUUCAGGUUGAAAUGGACCAAAGACAAAACUCACAGGUGAAACAGACUGUGAUGGCCCUAUGGACCAGAGCAGGACACACUCAACCCAAACUUCAGGAGAGGGACCAGUGGGGCAACAAGAUUGAGUUCAUCCUGGCAGUAGCCGGACACAUUGUCGGUCUGGGAAACGUCUGGAGGUUUCCAUACCUUUGCUACAAAAAUGGAGGAGGGGUUUUCUUCAUACCUUAUGUUUUGUUUUUGUUUACCUGUGGCAUCCCACUCUUCUUCCUGGAGACAUCUUUGGGCCAGUACACCAGUCAGGGUGGAAUAACAUGUUGGAGGAAAAUCUGCCCUCUUUUUGAAGGCUUAGGUUAUGGAAGCCAAGUGGUUGUUUUGUACACUGGGGUGUAUUACAUCAUUAUACUGGCUUGGACGUUUCUCUACCUGUUUUCAUCCUUCAGGUCUGAGCUUCCAUGGGCCAGCUGUAACAACAGCUGGAACACAGAUGGCUGUUUUGAGCAUGGUCACAAUCAAACAUCCCCUCUGCACCUGUAUGGAAAUGGCACGUCUUCGGUUGUAGAAUUUUGGGAGAGGAGAAUCUUGGGCCUGUCAGGUGGCAUUGAGAAAAUUGGCAAUGUGCGUUGGGACCUGGCCCUUUGUCUUCUUCUUGCCUGGAUGUUGUGUUACUUCUGUGUCUGGAAUGGAGUAAAGUCCACAGGAAAGGUGGUCUACUUCACUGCCACAUUUCCGUAUGUUAUGCUGGUGGUGCUGCUUGUUCGUGGUCUUACAUUACCAGGGGCCAAAGACGGAAUCAUGUUCUACCUCUACCCAGACCCAUCCCGCCUCACUGAUCCGGAGGUAUGGAUGGAUGCUGGCAGCCAAAUUUUCUACUCCUAUGGAGUUUGCACAGGUGUUCUGACAUCAUUAGGAAGUUACAACAAGUACAGCAACAACUGCUACAGUUUAACCAGCUUUGUAGCUGGCUUCGCCAUUUUUUCUGUGCUCGGUUUUAUGGCUAAGGAGCAAGGUGUGGAUAUAUCAAUGGUGGCUGAAUCAGGUCCAGGUUUGGCAUUCAUUGCUUAUCCUCGUGCUGUGGCACUGAUGCCACUCCCCCAGCUCUGGGCUAUUUUCUUCUUCAUUAUGAUCCUCUUUUUAGGAUUAGAUAGUGAGUUUGUAUUACAAGAGGCACUGGUCACAACCAUCUCGGACAUGUAUCCCGACUUCUUUCAAAGCGAUUGUCGCCGUAAACUCCUUCUUCUUGCCAUUUCUGUUGGAAGUUUCUUUGCUGGCCUUAUGAUGGUCAUGGAGGGAGGCCUUUAUAUCUUCCAGCUGUUUGACUACUACGCCUGCAGUGGGAUGACACUCCUGCUCUUUGCUGUUCUUGAGUCUGUCUGUAUUGGAUGGGUCUAUGGUGCAGAUCGUCAGUAUGAUAAUAUAAAGGACAUGAUUGGAUAUCGACCGUGGCCUUUUAUGAAAUAUUGUUGGCAGUACUUCACACCAGCUAUCUGUACUUGCACAUUUCUCUUCUCCUUGGUCAAAUAUACUCCGCUCAAAUUCAAUAACACUUAUGAAUACCCCUGGUGGGGCUAUGCCAUUGGAGGAUUUUUCACUCUCUCUUCAACACUUAUGGUUCCUUUGUGGAUGCUGUAUGCUGUAAGUGUCACUCCAGGAACACUGAGACAGAGACUGAAAGUUCUGUGCACUCCAGCAAAUGACUUACCUACUGCAAUGCUAAAGAAGGCAUUAAAUACAGAAGCAUUUCAGACUUUCACAGGCUUAUACACACUGUGCAAGACAGAAAGUCCCAAUGACAAAGGCAAAAGAGCUCUGAGAUCAUCCAUUAUCUAAACUGCAAGAAAAAAGUACUGGAACAAUAAGCCUGAGGAGUGCAGAUCCCAAGCAAUUUUACUUGUCAGCCAAAACUGCCAAAAAUAGCAAUUGUUAUCUGAUUUUUCAGGCUGUGAAUGUAAAUAUACUGUACGAUGUCAUUUCUAUAACCUCUUGUGUGUAGACAAUAUACUGUGUAUCUGAUUUAUGUUACUGAUGAUUUUAAAAAUCACACUGGAAUAAUUUUGAGAGUGCUUAUUAGUCCAUAUUAACAUCACACGAACACCUGCUUUUCUGUUCAACUGUUUUUACCUGUACAGUAGAUACUUAAAUCUUUAGAAUACACAUCUUUCCCCAGACUUCAUGUUCUUUUCCACCCCAGGCACUCCAUUUCAAAAGUGUAAUUUGCCUAAAACCUAUUAUUUUUCCUACCCAAAUGUACCGAGGGAUUUUUGUAAAGUA
Messenger RNA from Perca fluviatilis (European perch), 2298 nucleotides. Its product is annotated as sodium- and chloride-dependent GABA transporter 2-like. Gene Ontology annotation, cellular component: membrane. The coding region runs from base 43 to 1857 and encodes 604 amino acids. Lineage: Eukaryota; Metazoa; Chordata; Actinopteri; Perciformes; Percidae. The transcript has 15 exons. Gene Ontology annotation, biological process: sodium ion transmembrane transport. The record is from RefSeq and is a predicted model, not a curated record.